Messenger RNA from Chrysochloris asiatica (Cape golden mole), 639 nucleotides. RefSeq names its product peroxisomal membrane protein 4, 24kDa (gene PXMP4). Gene Ontology annotation, cellular component: peroxisomal membrane. Lineage: Eukaryota; Metazoa; Chordata; Mammalia; Afrosoricida; Chrysochloridae. The transcript has 4 exons. The coding region runs from base 1 to 639 and encodes 212 amino acids. The record is from RefSeq and is a predicted model, not a curated record.
AUGGCCGCCCCGCCGCAGCUUCAGGCAUUGCUCCUGGCUGUCAACACAUUGCUGCGCAAGCGCCGCUACCACGCUGUGUUGGCCAUGCUCAAGGGCUUCCGGAAUGGGGUCGUCUAUGGAGCCAAAAUCAGAGCCCCCCACGCGCUGGUCAUGACCUUUCUCUUCCGGAGUGGCAGCUUUCGGGACAAGCUUCGGGCCAUCCUGCAGGCUACGUAUACACACUCCCGGAACCUGGCCUACUUCGUGUUCAUCUACAAGGGGCUCUGUGCCCUGCAAUCUCAAGUGCAGGGUGCGACCUACCAGGCACACUCUUUCUUGGCUGCCUUCAUCGGGGGCUUGCUGGUGUUUAGAGAAAACAACAACGUCAACAGCCAGAUCAACAUGUACAUCACCUCACGUGUCCUGUCUGCCUUGUGCCGCCUGGGUGUUGAGAAGGGCUACAUACCUGAGCCAAGAUGGGAACCAUUCCCGAUGGUCACCGCCGUAAUGUGGGGGCUGGUGCUAUGGCUCUUCGAGUACCACCGGCACACGCUGCAGCCCUCACUACAAUCCUCCAUGACCUACCUGUAUGAUGACAGCAACGUGUGGCACGACAUCUCAGACUUCCUCAUCUACAACAAGAGCCGCCCCACAAAGUGA